AUGUGUGGUGUAGAAGAAAGUUGUGGAGAAAGCAAGGGUUCAAAUGUUGUUAUGGAGGUGAUUUCAAUGUCAGAAUUUCACAUUCCUCAGCCGUUGAUGGAGAUCAUCGUAAGCAAGGUUGGUGAAGAUGGUGUUGAUGCGUUGAAGAACUUCUUGCUGACUGGGAGAGAGGGGAGAGUUGCGGUGUGCAAUGGUAAACGCAAUGGUGGUUUCCUCGACUUGAAUGAAAUAAAAGUGUGCAUGGUUCAGCCACCUUAUCAGCCGGACAGAGUUGGUAGGCCAAGGUACCGUAGAUGUAAGAAGAUUGGGCACAUGUUGAGCACUUGUACGGAGUAA
This is a messenger RNA of Arabidopsis thaliana (thale cress), 336 nucleotides long. Its product is annotated as zinc knuckle (CCHC-type) family protein. NCBI's taxonomy places the organism in Eukaryota, Viridiplantae, Streptophyta, Magnoliopsida, Brassicales, Brassicaceae. Bases 1 to 336 code for a protein of 111 amino acids. The transcript has 3 exons. The record is from RefSeq and is marked reviewed.